Molecule: messenger RNA, 1314 nt
Organism: Symbiodinium pilosum
Lineage: Eukaryota; Dinophyceae; Suessiales; Symbiodiniaceae
Source: the annotation of a GenBank genome assembly
AUGUUUGUUGUGGUGCUUUUCUUUGGGCAGCGCUUGACAUGCGGACUUUGGAGCCCACGUCUUUGGCUGGACAAGCUGUGCGUGAACCAGGUGGACCAUUCUACAAAAAAGAAGGGCAUUGCAGGGUUGCCCACUAUCGUAGCGUGCUCUUCGGAGUUGCUGAUCCUUGGGGACGAAAGCUACUUUGAACGAUUAUGGUGCAAUUUGGAGCUCUCAACAUUCAUGAAGUGCUGCGGGGUGCAGAAUCUGCGAUUUGUACCGCUGUGGCUCGGACCCUGGCUGUUGACGACGAUGUUUUUCAACUGGCUGGAGAUGCAGAUGGAGGCCAUGGCGAUUACAAGUGUUCCUGACAUUGGCAAUCAGGGCAAUCCGCAUCGGGCGAAGCUGAAAACCAUGGCAUUUGGCUGGCAGCACCUUUGGACAUUCGUCUCGCUCACUCAGGCCGUUACUAUAUUCUACUUCCCUGCCGCCAUCGCAAGCGUUGUCACCUUUCAACAUAAGCUUGAUAAGCACAAGCAGUUGCUUGAAGAUUUGGAGUCCUAUGACAUCCGCUCCGCGAAGUGCGCAGUUGAGGGCGAUCGCGCGCUAAUUGAAGGUCACAUAGCAGAUCUCUUCGACGGAAUCGAGGAUCCGGUCAUUUCUGUUCCGUUCGUAUCAGGCGCUUUGCAGACAGAGGAACCCGCGGAGCUACCAGAAGCGCUUUCAAAGGAAGCCAGACUGGCCAUACGCUACGCUACAGGCUAUUCAAACCAGGACUGCCUCCAAUUCUUCAACGACUACGUGCGUGGUCCGCUGCGGGAAGCCGUCAUCGACCAGUUGGGCCACCAGGCUGAGCUGUCCUGGAGCAUCGGUGUGCUGUCCUUUUUGCCCAGCACGCUUUACGGUAUUGCCUUGGCAUGGAUGUACAGAUUUGCAUCUGCAGACCUGGGCUACGCAUCCGUGGAGCAUUUCAUGAUCGUGACUGCGGUGCAGCAGCUACUGUUUGGCGUGGUUUGUAUGCCUAUGGUUCACCCACUUCUGCUCCAGCUGUUGGCCUGUCUGACAGCUUGCAUCGGUCCAGGCUUUCUGCGAAGUGCGUUGGCAUUUCUGCUCGCCCUUCUGGCAUACUGUCUGAUCUUGACGGCCUUUGGGUUGGUUGGUGGAACCGUGGAGUGCUGGGCCAUGACUGACCAGCCCUUCUUUUUGGUAAUUUUCUUCGUCUGUUUGGCUCCGCUCCUCUGGCUGCACGCUUUUUUCUUCCGGCGAGAUUGGCGCUUGCCUCGGAGCUCCUGUCGACGUCUCAACGGCGCAGCAGCAUACUGUGAAUUGUCCUAA